UUGGGGGGAACUGGAAGAACCGGGGAGGACUCUGGGCAGAGCCAAAGCACUCUCUCUCCGAUACCCCGCAGUCCCCCAUGCGCAUCAUCUUCCACAGCACUCAUGGGCUUCACUUCCACAAUCUCUCUCGCCUCUCAUCCUAAGAUUUUUCUUCGAGUUCAUGCUCUACGGCCCGGUUCUUUCUCCGACUACCAUGCCAAUGGUGCGCUGGUUCCGGUUACUGUGCCGCCGAGAAGAGGCUUUAGAUUGAGAACCUUGGUGCUCAAGGCUACGUUGAGGUCCGAGGGAGCCUCUAGGCGGCCUGCAAGUUCUCGGAGAGUUUACAGGGAGUCUCAAGCUGAGAGCUCCUCGUUGAUUGCCCCCGUCAAGCAGCUUGCCUCGUCUGUUUUACCUGUCGGCGCCUUCGUUGUUGUUACGUUCGUUUUAUGGAAAUUGGUGGAGAAACUCAUGGUUCCGAAGUCAGAGAGGUCUUCGUCCUUGGAAAGCAAGUCUCCCGCCCAAGGAGCUACAUGGUCCUUUGGCGCUGGUAUAAAUUUGUUUCCAAAUCUGACUGCCAAGAUUGACCGAGAUGCCAAAUUGAAGCUUAAUGAAUUUGCAAAAGAACUCCGGACAUUUAGAAGCGUCGACAUGACAGGACGCAACUUUGGAGAUGAAGGCCUAUUUUUUCUUGCUGAGAGUUUAGGAUACAAUCAGACGGUUGAGGAAGUUAAUUUUUCUGCAAAUGGAAUAACAGCUGAAGGGAUAAAAGCAUUUGAUGGUGUCCUUCAAUCAAAUAUCGUUUUAAAGACCCUUGAUCUUUCUGGGAACCCAAUUGGAGAUGAAGGUGUAAAGAGCCUGUGUGAUUUGCUGGUGAAUAAUGCUAGUAUUCAGAAGCUUCAGCUAAACAGUACUGACUUGGGAGAUGAGGGUGCAAAAGCUGUUGCAGAGAUGCUGAAGAAAAAUGCAAGCUUGUGCACACUCGAACUUAAUAAUAAUAUGAUUGAUUAUUCUGGAUUUACAAGUCUUGGCGGAGCACUUCUUGAAAACAGCGCUAUACGGAACAUACAUCUUAAUGGCAAUUAUGGUGGUGCUCUGGGAGCUAAUGCUUUGGCUAAAGGACUUGAAGGGAACAAAUCUUUGAGGGAACUUCACAUGAAUGGAAAUUCAAUUGGCGAUGAGGGGGUGCGUGCUUUAAUUUCAGGUUUAUCUUCACGUAAAGGAAAACUUUCACUUCUUGACAUUGGAAACAACUCAAUCACUGCCAAAGGUGUCUUUCAUGUUGCUGAAUACAUUAAGAGAACUAAGAGCUUGGUAUUAUUGAAUUUGUUCAUGAAUGAUAUUGGUGAUGAGGGUGCUGAAAAGAUUGCAGAUGCUCUAAAGCAAAAUCGGACAAUAAAAACUUUAGACGUGGGAGGGAAUAACAUACAUGCCGAGGGUAUUACUGAGAUUGCACAAGCAUUGAAGGACAACGAUGCCAUCACAACAUUGGAAGUUGCCUAUAAUCCCAUUGGACCAGAAGGAGUGAAGGCUUUAUCCGAGGUGCUGAAGUUCCAUGGAAAUGUUAAAAACCUCAAGCUUGGUUGGUGUAAGAUAGGACCAAAGGGUGCUGAAUUUGUUGCGGAAACUCUGAAAUAUAAUACUACCAUAUCUGUCUUGGAUUUACGGGGCAAUGGACUGCGGGACGAGGGUGCAAUUUGCCUUGCUCGCAGCUUGAAAGUGGUUAAUGAAGCUUUGACUUCACUGGAUUUAGGUUUCAAUGAAAUAAGGGAUCCGGGUGCUUUUGCCAUUGCUCAAGCACUCAAAGCGAACGAGGACAUAGCAGUUACAUCCUUGAAUCUUGCCAAUAACUUCCUAACCAAAUUUGGACAGAGUGCUUUAACAGAUGCCAGAGAUCAUGUCCAUGAGAUGUGUGAAAAGGAAGUUAGUAUCUCUUACUAGAACGCGAUCUACUUCCUUUCGAUGAAUGGAUUUUGAAGAUGCAUUUUGCUCAACCAAGUAUUGAUUUGAAUUCCACCCCAAAGUUCUACUUAAUUUCUUCAGUGAGGGACUAGCAAUGAAAUUUUGACUUAGAGAGGGAAUAGAAAAUUGUAUCAUAAUUUUUGAUCUAUUCUUUUAUUGGUUCGAAUUUUCGAGAAAAGGUACUAAUAAGAGAAUCUUUGUUGUCUUUGAGAUGACUUCUAAGA
Molecule: messenger RNA, 2162 nt
Organism: Momordica charantia (bitter melon)
Lineage: Eukaryota; Viridiplantae; Streptophyta; Magnoliopsida; Cucurbitales; Cucurbitaceae
Product: RNI-like superfamily protein
Biological process (GO): nucleocytoplasmic transport; activation of GTPase activity
Cellular component (GO): perinuclear region of cytoplasm; cytosol; nucleus
Molecular function (GO): small GTPase binding; GTPase activator activity
Source: RefSeq, a predicted model, not a curated record